UGUGCCUGCUCAGAGCAGAUCUGGAUUAAUCGGACCGGUUAAGUGCAAUAUAAGCGGUAUAAAAUGAUUGAACACCGCCUAGAGGCACUGUUUGUGGUACUUCUCCAGGUUAUCUGCUUAGCUUGGAGCCAACCCUUUCCCAACUACCAUGCUGAUUUCGUGAAUAUCGGAGAUCGGGACACCGAUCUCAAGUGGUGGCAGACGGGCGCCUUCUAUCAGAUCUAUCCAAGGUCAUUUAAAGACAGCAACGGCGAUGGCGUGGGUGAUCUAAAUGGCAUUGCGGAGCAACUGCCCUACCUCAAGGAAAUUGGCAUCACAGCCACUUGGUUGUCGCCCAUCUUCACCUCGCCCAUGGCUGACUUUGGCUACGACAUUGCCAAUUUCACCGAGAUCGCACCAAUUUUUGGUACCAUGGCGGACUUUGAACAUCUGAUGGAAGUGGCCAAAAAGCUGGACAUAAAGAUCAUCCUGGACUUUGUGCCCAACCACUCGAGUGACGAGUGCGAGUGGUUCCGGCGCUCUGCGGCGGGUGAUUCCGACUUCAAGGACUUCUAUGUGUGGCAUCCUGGUCGCAUGGAGAACGGCAACCGGCAUCCGCCCUCCAAUUGGAUCAGUGUUUUCCGGGGGAGUGCUUGGCAGUGGCACGAGGGUCGUCAGGAGUACUAUCUCCAUCAGUUCGUAAACAAGCAGCCCGAUUUGAAUUAUCGCAAUCCAAAAGUGCGGGAGACCAUGAGUAACGUUUUGAGAUUUUGGCUGGCCAAGGGCGUAUCCGGUUUUCGCAUUGAUGCGGUGCCCCACGUGUUCGAGAUAGCGCCGGACGCUCAGAACCAAUACCGCGACGAGCCGCGCAAUGAUUGGGACAACGACCCCGAGGACUACGGCUAUCUGCAGCACAUCUACACGGUGGACCAGCCGGAGACCAUUGACCUGGUCUACUCGUGGCGAGCGGUGCUGGACUCAUUCCAGCGGGAGCAUGGCGGCGAGGAGCGCAUCUUGAUGGCCGAGACCUAUUCACCCAUCGAUAUCGUGAUGCAGUACUACGGCAACGCUACGGCGGAGGGCGCUCAGCUGCCGUUCAACUUUCUGCUGAUAAGCGAGCUGACCAACUCGUCGAAUGCCCAUGCCUACGAGGGAACGGUGCUCAAGUGGCUGCAGCAUAUGCCAAAGGGUCGCACAGCCAACUGGGUGUUAGGCAACCACGACAAACCUCGAGUGGCUUCCCGUUUGGGCCGCGACCGGGUGGACAUGCUGAACAUGCUCACAUCGACGCUGCCCGGCGCCAGUGUCACCUACCAGGGCGAGGAGCUGGGCAUGACCGAUGUGUGGAUCUCGUGGAAGGACACCGUGGACCCCUCCGCUUGCAACACCAAUCCGAGCAUCUAUGAGCUGUACUCCCGCGACCCGGAGCGCACUCCCUUUCAGUGGGCCGAUGCCCCGGAUGCGGGAUUCAGCAACGCCAGCAAGACUUGGCUGCCCAUCGGCCUGGACUACAAGCUGGUCAACGUGGAGCUGGAGCGGCAGAAGCCCCUCAGUCACCUGAACGUCUUCAAGCAGCUCUGGCAGUUGCGGAAGCAGUCAAACACCCUGCAGCGCGGUGAAACUGAAGUGAAGGCCCUCAGCGAUGCAGUGCUGGCCGUGAAAAGAUGUCUCGAGCAUGACUCGACCUACUUGACCCUGCUGAACAUUUACGACGGUGUGGAGAGCAUUAAUCUGCAGCAGAGCUUCCCCGACUUGCCAUCUCAACUCAAAGUUGUGCUGGUCACAGAGCGAUCUCAAUUCAAAGUGGGCGACCUCAUCAACUCUACCUCGUUGCAACUGCAGCCCAAGGAUUCGCUGAUCCUGGAGACCAGCUCCUCAUAUUAUAGUUAUGCCACCAAUGGAGAAACUCGCUUUCUGCCCGUCCUGGGAGUUUAUCUCUGGGUGGCUCAAGUGGCCCUCUAUCUGAGCGGCCGAUGAGUUCCCACCCAGCUAGCUGGUAAUGAAUAACUCACAAUAAAGUCAAAGCACUUGAGCACUUA
Messenger RNA from Drosophila gunungcola (fruit fly), 2018 nucleotides. Its product is annotated as maltase A3. Lineage: Eukaryota; Metazoa; Arthropoda; Insecta; Diptera; Drosophilidae. The record is from RefSeq and is a predicted model, not a curated record. Gene Ontology annotation, biological process: carbohydrate metabolic process. Bases 64 to 1956 code for a protein of 630 amino acids. The transcript has 6 exons.